Messenger RNA from Apis laboriosa (Himalayan honeybee), 1833 nucleotides. RefSeq names its product L-threonine 3-dehydrogenase, mitochondrial (gene Tdh). The record is from RefSeq and is a predicted model, not a curated record. The transcript has 6 exons. Gene Ontology annotation, biological process: L-threonine catabolic process. Bases 408 to 1514 code for a protein of 368 amino acids. Gene Ontology annotation, molecular function: L-threonine 3-dehydrogenase activity. Lineage: Eukaryota; Metazoa; Arthropoda; Insecta; Hymenoptera; Apidae.
ACACUAUAUAAAUUUUUAUUAGAUAAAUAUAAGUACUAUAAAUAUAUGAAUUACUUAUUUUAACUAGAUUCAUAAAAAUUAAAAAUUCUGCAUUUAUUAACGCACAAAUACAAAAAAGAAAAAAUCUGUGUUGCAACUGGUUUUCAGAAUCAAGAAUCCUGUUAUAAUAUUAUGAUUAUGCGAGCCUAUGGCAGUUAUUUAAAGAUAUUGAAACAGAAAAGUCCUUUUAAUUUAUUAUGUUCCUUUGAGAAUUUCUUUAUGCAGAUAAAAGUUUUCUUCGAAUUUUUUCAAAUUUUUUUUUAAUAUAUCUAACGUGACUGUAACUGGAAAAAAGAAGAAAAAGAAGUGUAUUUCAUUAAGAAUUGCCACUUGUUUUUGAUUGAAUUUUUUAUUUCGGAUUUCAAAACAUGUGGUGUAAAAAUUUAUUAAAAGUUUAUCAAUGGUUUUCAAGAAACAUUUUAAGAGAUUAUUGCAUCAUGAAUUGUUCAUCUCAAGAAGUUGAAAAAAUUGAAAUUAAUAAAUCACGUAUUAUCAAAAAAUCACCAAGAAUACUUAUUACAGGUGGUCUAGGGCAAUUGGGUACCGAGUGUGCAAAACUAUUUCGUAAAAAUUAUGGAAACGAAAAUGUAAUUUUAUCUGAUAUAAUCAAACCGACAGAAGAAAAUUUAUCAAACGGACCUUUCAUUUUUGCCGAUAUUCUUGAUUUUAAAGGACUACAAAAGAUUGUAGUAAAUUAUAGAAUUGAUUGGCUUAUUCAUUUCAGUGCUCUUCUUAGCGCUAUAGGUGAACAAAAUGUUCCUCUAGCUGUAAGAGUCAACAUAGAAGGAAUGCAUAAUGUUAUUGAACUAGCAAAGCAAUAUAAAUUAAGAAUAUUUAUUCCUUCGACAAUUGGAGCAUUUGGUCCAGAUUCACCACGCAAUCCUACUCCAAAUGUAACUAUUCAACGUCCACGAACAAUUUAUGGCGUUAGUAAAGUUCAUGCUGAAUUAUUAGGUGAAUAUUAUCAUCAUAGAUUCGGUCUUGAUUUUCGAUGUCUUCGAUUUCCGGGAGUUAUCAGCAGUGAUCCACCAGGUGGUGGUACUACAGACUAUGCAGUAGCAGUUUUUCAUGAAGGAUUACUCACUAAAAAGUAUGAAUGUUAUUUAGAACCUUAUACAAGAUUACCAAUGAUGUACAUAGAAGAUUGUUUAUCAGCGCUUUUUCAAUUUUUAAAUACUCCAAGUGAGCAAUUACAAAGAAGAGUAUAUAAUGUUACUGCUAUGAGUUUCACACCUGAAGAAUUAUUUACUGAACUUAAAAAAUAUGUUCCUGAUUUAAAGAUUUCAUAUAAACCGGAUGCAAGACAAUAUAUUGCUGAAAAUUGGCCACAAGUUUUCGAUGAUAGUGAUGCUCGUCGAGAUUGGGGUUGGCAACAUAAGUAUAACUUAGAAAAACUUGUAAAAUCAAUGGUACGCGAUGUAAAGAAAAAUUUUUCAAACAAAAGAUCAUUAAAAGAAGUUAAUAGCUAUGUAUGAUAUGAUUUAGAUAAUUGAUAUAAAUUAUAUUAUAUAAUUAUCUUAAGAUAAUUUUCUAUUCUUCUUGGAGUUAGUUUAGAUGUUCUAACUGGAGUCAUAUUCAUUUUAUCAAUUUUUCUCGAUGGUGUAGUAUUUCUCUCUGUACUUUUUGGGGUAGAAAUAUUUCUUGAAGGAGUACUUCUGUCAAUAUUGGGAGUACUAACUCUAGGAGUUCCAACAUUUAGUUUUCCAGUUUGAGAAAGUUUUUCUUUAUUUUCAAAUUCUGUAAAACAAAAAAAAAAGAGACAAAUUUAUUUAUUAAAUUUAUAUAUCUUUUUAA